AGAGAAAAUAAGCUAAGAACAACAACGAAGUGUAUUUAGUUUAAUUGUUGAUCUUAGUUUCUAGUGACACAAGUAACAAAACCUUGAAAUUAACUUUAAAGGGAUUAGACCAUGAUAGGAAAUGAAAAGCAAGGAUAGACUUCCUUGUGGUGUGAUAUGCAUGAAGGCUAGAUUGUGACAUUUAGAGAAGGAUGAUGUUCAGUUUGAGCCGUUGUGGUCUUUGCAUGUGUGUGCAGAGACCAGUACUUCUAUUGGCACAGAAGAGGCAUUACGCGAUCCCGGAUGAAAAGAGAGGCAUGCCUUUGUACUGCGAUAGUCCAUUUGGUGUAGAAGCUUCUGAGAUUAUAGAUGUCAGAACACCAAAUGAAUUUGAGGUGGAUCAUAUUCCCAAGGCAGUCAACCUGCCUGUUUUAAGACAGUCUGAACAUCAUGAAGUCGGCUGCCUAUAUAAAUGCAAUCAGUUCAGGGCGAGGAAACUGGGAGCAGAAAUUAUAUCUAAAAAUAUCAGUGGAUUUCUCUCCAGUCACUUCAUUGAUAAAGAAAGUGAUUACCAUCCAUUAAUCUAUUGCUUUAGAGGUGGCCAGCGGUCAUUGAGCUUGGCUUUAGUCCUAUCUCAAAUUGGCUUCAAAGUUUCAGUCUUGAAGGGUGGCUACAAGAAUUACAGGAAGCUGGUUCAGGAACAAUUGAAAGAGCUCCCUAAAGGGUUUAAUUUUAAUGUUAUAUCAGGGCUCACUGGAUCUGGGAAAACUUUGUUGCUUCACACGUUGCAUCAGCAUGGAGAACAGGUAUUGGAUCUGGAAGCACUAGCCAACCACAGGGGAUCAGUGUUAGGUUUAGAACCUGGUGUAUGCCAACCCUCACAAAAGUACUGGGAGUCUCUCCUAAGAGAUAGGCUGUCAAGUUUUGACGUUAGCCGCCCAGUGUGGGUGGAAUCAGAGGGUCGAGGUAUUGGCAGGUGUUUUAUACCCGAGGAGAUGUUUAAAGCCAUGUGUUGUAAUAGUAGGAAGUAUGUUAUCAUACUACCAUUGGAUAAAAGAAUUCAUCAUAUCAUAUCAGAGUACAGGUUCUGGACUGUCCAGAAAGAGGAUACUAUUACAUGCAUAACCAACCUUAAAAAGUUUCACAGAGAUAAGAAAAUUGAACAUUGGUGUGAGCUUGUGAGAAAGGAGCAGUGGGAAGACUUUGUGAAGGACAUACUGACAGAGCAUUAUGAUAAAGCUUACUCCCAUAGUCAGAAAAAGAUGCUCAGCAGGUCCUGUGAUAACUCUGUGGAAGAAUUAUUGAUUCCCGACCUGACUCCUGGCACGCUAUCAGAUUUGGUAAAGAGGAUUGUGUAACCACUGCUGAAUAGGCAGUUUUCCAGUCAUCAUGUAAUAAAAUGUUUAUUUUCAGUGAAAGCAAAGU
Molecule: messenger RNA, 1404 nt
Organism: Liolophura sinensis
Lineage: Eukaryota; Metazoa; Mollusca; Polyplacophora; Chitonida; Chitonidae
Product: tRNA 2-selenouridine synthase-like
Exons: 3
Coding region: 192-1337 (381 amino acids)
Biological process (GO): tRNA wobble uridine modification
Molecular function (GO): tRNA 2-selenouridine synthase activity
Source: RefSeq, a predicted model, not a curated record